CAAUACAAAGAAGAACACACGCUAGUGUACACAGAGAGCGGCAUCAUGGCGGACGUGUUGGAUCUUCAUGAGGCGGGAGGCGAAGACUUUCCUAUGGAUGAGGAUGGUGAUGAGAGCAUCCACAAGCUGAAAGAGAAGGCCAAGAAGAGAAAAGGACGAGGCUUCGGCUUGGAGGAGGGAUCCAGGUCCAGAGCUAAAGAGGACUAUGAUACUGUGGAGCAAGAUGGGGAUGAACCAGGUCCUCAGAGAUCGGUGGAGGGCUGGAUCCUGUUUGUGACUGGUGUGCAUGAGGAGGCCACAGAGGAGGACAUCCAUGACAAGUUUUCAGAGUUUGGAGAAAUCAAGAACCUGCAUCUUAACCUUGAUCGAAGAACAGGUUACCUGAAGGGUUACGCACUAGUGGAGUAUGAGACGUACAAAGAAGCGCAGGCAGCCAUGGAGGGCCUCAAUGGUCAGGACAUGAUGGGCCAGACUAUCAGCGUAGACUGGGCGUUUGUCAGAGGACCCCCAAAGAACAAGAGGAGGGGAGGCGGACGGAGACGCAGCAGAAGUCCAGACCGGAGACGACGUUGAGUGCUUGUGUGGAAGAGUGAAACCGUAUCACAGUUGAUUUAAAAAAAAAAAAAACUUGUUAUUUUUUUCCCUAA
Poecilia reticulata (guppy) is the source of this 647-nucleotide messenger RNA. It is a transcript of the gene rbm8a, whose product is annotated as RNA binding motif protein 8A. Lineage: Eukaryota; Metazoa; Chordata; Actinopteri; Cyprinodontiformes; Poeciliidae. Gene Ontology annotation, cellular component: cytoplasm; nucleus. Gene Ontology annotation, molecular function: mRNA binding. The record is from RefSeq and is a predicted model, not a curated record. Gene Ontology annotation, biological process: RNA processing.